UUAGCUGGAAGCAGGCGGGAAGACUUGUGAGGCGAGCCUCAACAAAUCUUCUUGGAUUCGGUAGCCCUGAAGCGCAGAGACUAUGGCGAGGGACAGCGAGCAGCGGUUCCAACGCUCUGGGAGUUCGGGUGGAAAAAAGCCGUUCCUCAUUGGAGAUAGCGAGGGGACAGCCAGUGGCAAGUCCUCUGUUUGUGCCAAAAUUAUUCAACUGCUGGGACAGAAUGAAGUAGACCUCCACCAGAAACAAGUUGUGAUUCUGAGCCAGGACAGUUUCUGUCGUGUACUCACCACAGAGCAGAAAGCAAAAGCCCUCAAAGGCCAUUUCAACUUUGACCACCCAGAUGCCUUUGACAGUGAGCUGAUUGUCCAAACACUUAAAGAGAUCAUGGAUGGGAAGGCAGUUCAGAUACCUGUGUAUGACUUCAUUUCUCAUUCUCGCAAAGAAGAAACAGUAAGUGUGUAUCCUGCUGAUGUGGUCCUAUUUGAGGGCACCCUAAUCUUCUAUAAUGAGGAGGUCCGGGACCUUUUCCAGAUGAAACUCUUUGUGGACGCAGAUCCAGACACUUGGCUCUCCCGUAGGGUUCUCCGAGAUAUCAGUGAACGAGGCAGGGAUUUAGAGCAGAUUUUAUCACAGUACAUUACAUUUGUCAAGCCAGCCUUUGAAGAAUUCUGCUUACCUACCAAGAAAUAUGCUGACGUGAUUAUCCCUAGAGGUAUGGAUAAUCUUGUGGCUAUCAAUCUGAUUGUGCAGCACAUCCAAGACAUCCUGAAAGGAGUUCUCAGCAAACACCAGCUCAACGGGUGCCUGUAUGGUUAUAUUCCUCCCUACCAGCAACAGCACUCAGAAUCCAGCAGCCGCCCACAUUGACCUCAGAGCAAGAAGAAAGGCCUGCGCUGUUGCGCCCUAUGAGUUGCAUUUUCCUAGCCCCUGCCCCUACCCCCACUAAUUGCAGGGCUUCGUGGCUUAUUAAAGUUCUUUGAAGGGACUGGUGGAUCUGCACAGAAGUCUUCCAGAGCCAGAUUAUGGCUGUCUGCAAUGGCUUUGCUCCAGCCUUUUCAUGGAGGAAUGGAGGCAACUUUCCGUAAGAUGCUAGUAAUGGUUUCUAGAUUAUAUGUAGUGUCAGAUGGUAUAACUGCCAUUAUGGUGAGACCGUAUCAUCGUUGAUAUAAAUGGAUGUACACAAGAAUUAGGAAGGUUAAAAAAAAGGAAAUUAAAUUAGAUAAUUAUAAGACUGUGCUACUAGCUAGAAGUGGCACC
This is a messenger RNA of Candoia aspera, 1258 nucleotides long. It is a transcript of the gene UCK2, whose product is annotated as uridine-cytidine kinase 2. Lineage: Eukaryota; Metazoa; Chordata; Lepidosauria; Squamata; Candoiidae. The record is from RefSeq and is a predicted model, not a curated record. Gene Ontology annotation, cellular component: cytoplasm. Gene Ontology annotation, molecular function: ribosylnicotinamide kinase activity; ATP binding.